AAGCUCUGUCUACUGGGACAAGAUAAGAUAAGUCCGCAAAGACCUGCUAUAUAAGAGAAGGUGUGAUCUGGGCAAGAAGAGAGCUUCGUGGGCCAGGGAAGGAGGGAGAGCCUUGUGGACAACCAGCUGAGUUCCGAGCCCAUUCCCCAGGAGCCCUCAGUUCCAACCAGCUGGCUGCCCUGCGCCCUCACUGCUCACCAUGCAGCCCCAGUCUGUUCUGCACAGCGGCUACUUCCACCCCCUGCUUCGGACCUGGCAGACCGUCACCACCACCCUCAGUGCCUCCAACCUCAUCUACCCCAUCUUUGUCACGGAUGUUCCUGAUGAUGUACAGCCUAUUGCCAGCCUUCCAGGAGUGGCCAGGUAUGGGGUGAACCGGCUAGAAGAGAUGCUGAGGCCCCUGGUGGAAGAGGGCCUGCGCUGUGUCCUGGUCUUUGGUGUCCCCAGCAGAGUUCCCAAGGACGAGCAGGGCUCCGCAGCUGACUCCGAGGACUCCCCGGCUGUGGAGGCGAUUCGUCUGUUGCGCAAGACCUUCCCUGGCCUCCUGGUGGCAUGCGACGUCUGCCUGUGCCCCUAUACCUCCCAUGGUCACUGCGGGCUCCUGAGUAAGAAUGGGACUUUCCAGGCCGAGGAGAGCCGCCAGCGGCUGGCAGAGGUGGCUCUGGCCUAUGCCAAGGCAGGAUGUCAGGUGGUAGCCCCCUCGGACAUGAUGGAUGGACGCGUGGAAGCCAUCAAGGAGGCUCUGAUGGCACAUGGAUUUGGCAACAGGGUGUCAGUGAUGAGCUACAGUGCCAAAUUUGCUUCCUGUUUCUAUGGACCUUUCCGGGAGGCAGCUCAGUCAAGCCCAGCGUUUGGAGACCGCCGCUGCUACCAGCUGCCGCCCGGAGCACGAGGCCUGGCCCUGCGGGCAGUGGACCGGGAUGUCCGGGAAGGAGCCGACAUGCUCAUGGUGAAGCCAGGAACGCCCUACCUGGACAUUGUGCGGGCGGUGAAGGACAAGCAUCCUGAGCUCCCCCUCGCUGUGUACCAUGUUUCUGGAGAGUUUGCCAUGCUGUGGCACGGAGCCCAGGCCGGGGCAUUUGAUCUCAAGGCUGCUGUACUGGAGGCCAUGACCGCCUUCCGCAGAGCAGGUGCCGACAUCAUCAUCACCUACUACACACCUCAGCUACUGCAGUGGCUGAAGGAGUGAUGGACAGAGUGUGCACGGCCCAAGAACUAGACCUUGACAAAGGUCCCGGGGCCUUGGAGAAGUGAAAACAAAAGUAGAUGCUGCUUUUACAACUAUGCCCUUGUGCCCUCUCCCUGCUCACAUGCUGGCAGGUGCCCAGCAGUUCCAGAUUGUUUCUGCCAGCUUGCCAAAUCUUACCACUCUUAGCCACAUCUUCAUGGGCUCAGCCAAGCUUCUCCACCCUCCCCUGGGUCAGCCCUGAGGCUGCCUCUACCUCCCCAGCUCCUUCCUCUGGUGUGGCUGCAGCUCGAGAGCUCCCAGGAACACAGCUGGACCGUGGCUCCUCGGAAGUUCCGGGAAGCCUGAGGCUCUGGCAGCAUUGCUGGGCGCUCGGAUGAAGCCUAAGUUGACAUGUCCAGGUUCAAAGUUGAGAUUUGCUGCGAUCCCACUGGAAGUCAGUUCCCACAAGGGCCAGUGGUGGCUGAGAUCUGCCCUACUCUGAGCCAUAAACCCAGGAAAUAAUGACUCGUUAACAAGCAGAAACCUUGCCUGGGGAUCAAAAUUCAGAAGCAAAGAGAAAGUUCCUGGUCGUGGAGAUGCCACCAUCGAAAAGGCUUUUUAGUAAAGAGAUGUCUUUUUGAGAGUUGUGCUCUGUGCCCAGGCAAGGUGCUGGGAACUGAGGAUCUAGCCGGACAGACCUCAGCUUGUCUCUCUGUAAGGAAGCUCUACAAAGAGAAUGGGAGAGACAAACAACAAGAAAACAGACAAAUGAAGCAGUUACAAAUUAUAAUGUGUGCCUUAAAAGAAAGAGGGUCUGAGACAGAAUAACAGAUGAGGGUGGGGCAGCUCCCUGAAGUCAAAGGAGGGUCCUUACAGAGAGUAGAGGGAAGCACACCAGAAGCCACCGGAGUGACACCAAGUGUGCAAGGAUCCUGCAGUGAGGAGCUUGGCAGCACCGCGGGAUUCAGGGUGCAGGGGAGACCAGGUGACAGGACUGGAGAUUAGAGAGGUAGAUCGGCACCUUCUAUGAAACUUGGGAUGUAUUUUGCAUCUGAUACAAAGACAGCUAAAGGCCAGGCCGGGGUGUGACUCAGUGGACUGAGUGCCAUCCUAUAUCUGAGAGGUCCCGGUUCUAUUCCUGGUCCGGGUUGUGGGCUCGGUCCCUAGUAGGGAGCAUGCAGGA
Molossus molossus (Pallas's mastiff bat) is the source of this 2351-nucleotide messenger RNA. It is a transcript of the gene ALAD, whose product is annotated as aminolevulinate dehydratase. The record is from RefSeq and is a predicted model, not a curated record. The transcript has 12 exons. Gene Ontology annotation, biological process: heme biosynthetic process. The coding region runs from base 200 to 1189 and encodes 329 amino acids. Gene Ontology annotation, cellular component: cytosol. Gene Ontology annotation, molecular function: porphobilinogen synthase activity; zinc ion binding. Lineage: Eukaryota; Metazoa; Chordata; Mammalia; Chiroptera; Molossidae.